Molecule: messenger RNA, 4700 nt
Organism: Mytilus californianus (California mussel)
Lineage: Eukaryota; Metazoa; Mollusca; Bivalvia; Mytilida; Mytilidae
Product: ATP-binding cassette sub-family C member 10-like
Exons: 19
Coding region: 209-4684 (1491 amino acids)
Biological process (GO): transmembrane transport
Cellular component (GO): membrane
Molecular function (GO): ATP binding; ABC-type transporter activity; ATP hydrolysis activity
Source: RefSeq, a predicted model, not a curated record
GACGUCCUACUUUCAUUUCUCCACAAUGUGACCUGAUUCCUGACACCGACUGGGGAAAGUAGUGUUGAGCAACAACAGAACAUAAAGUAGGAUGAGAAAUUGGUGACAAAUGGAGAAGUUCAAGAGACUAGUCAUCAGUUGAUAAUGUUGAAAACCAUCUUAACCAUUUUCAACGCAAAGUGACGAUCAAACUAGAAUUCAUUCAACAAUGGGAGAGGAAACAUUUUGGAAAUCCCUUUGUGGUCACCGUGACAACAUGACAGCCUGGCGUCAUGGAGAUUUUGGUCAUUGUUUUGAACAUGUUGUGAUAGUCCUUCCAAUCCAUGUGAUACUGAUAUUAGUGACAACAUUCCAUAUUGCUCGGACAAGGAGGGUAUUAUUUUACGAUUCUGUCUCAUUACCAAAUCAUGUCAGAUUGCGACUAUUUAUAACGGUAUGUCUCACGAUCCUGCCAAUUGUGCAAGUGACUGUCAGUUACUUUGUAAAUCACGUAAAGCUAAGUGCUGUUGACAUAUUAGAUUUGUGUGUUCUGACAUUAUGUUGGUGUUUACAAUCAGUGUAUAUUUACCGAUUGAAGUACAUGUUUUGGGAAUCAUAUAGAGGACAUGUUGUAAAUAUCGUUAUUUAUUUAAUGUUAUUUGUAUCAGUAUGCUUUGAGUUGUAUUCAGCAAUUUUAAAUACAUUACAAAAAAGACAUUUAAUUGAAUCUUAUUGUAUGUUUGUAACAUUUGGAGGUCAUAUCUUGUACAUACUAACCUUGACAUGUAGAGGUCAAAGAGAAUUAGAAACUGGAUUAUUACAUGGCACCAUAAAUGUUUCACCAUCAGAAACUAUGAAUUUCGCUCAGACUUAUCAUUCAUAUGGUUCCAUACCAAUUCAAGAAAGGGAGAUAACUCAAGCAGAGAGAGGGGCCUCAUGUUUUUCUAGACUUACAUUUUAUUGGGUUAGAAAAUUAAUGUUGAAAGGUUCUAAGCAACAAAUAAGGUCAGCAGAUGAUAUAUUUUUACUGCCAGGAAGGUUAAAUACUGUAAAAGUGAACGCUUUAUUUGAUAUUUGUCUUAAAUCAAAGGAGACCGUUAAUUCAUCAAGCAGUUCAUCAGAUGUACCACAAGUCCAAAUUCACUUGCCAAAACAGAACAGAACAUUAAUGAGAGCUUUGCAUCAAGCAUUUGGUGUUGAGUAUUACUCAUUAGGGAUUCUUAAGUUAUUGGCUGACGGGGCAGGAUUUGCUGGCCCUAUUCUUCUAAAUUUUCUGGUAACAUUCAUCGAGGAGAAAAAAGACCCUAAAUAUUAUGGAUAUAUUUAUGCUUCUUGCUUAUUAAUAGCAACACUUAUUGGAUCAUUUUUAUCAACACAAUUUGAUUAUAAUGUUAAGGUUGUAGCUUUUAAAAUCAGGACAGCCAUAAUAACCACCAUUUAUCGAAAGUCUCUGACGGUUAGCAGUGUAUCGGCAUCAGACUUCAGUUCUGGAGAAAUCGUUAACUUCAUGAGCACAGAUACUGAUCGGAUAAUCAAUUUCUGUCCAAGUUUUCAUGCUGUAUGGAGCUUACCAUUCCAGAUUGGUGUAUCAUUGUUUCUAUUAUAUCAACAAGUGGGAUUGGCUUUUCUAGCCGGACUUGGAUUUGCCUUAAUUCUUAUUCCUAUAAAUAGAUGGAUAGCUAACAAGAUUGGAGAGCUUAGUACAGAUAUGAUGGCACAAAAAGACAACAGGGUCAAGAUGAUGAAUGAAAUACUUUAUGGUAUAAAAGUUGUGAAAUUUUAUGCAUGGGAGGACCAUUUCAAAACAAAGAUAGAAGAACUAAGACAUGCAGAAUUAAAAAGUUUGAAAGGAAGAAAAUAUUUAGAUGCUCUUUGUGUUUAUUUCUGGGCCACUACACCAGUGCUGAUAUCAAUCAUAACAUUUACUACAUAUUCCCUACUUGGACACGAACUAACAGCUGCAAAGGUUUUUACCAGUUUGUCUUUGUUUCUCAUGCUGAUUAGUCCAUUGAAUGCCUUUCCCUGGGUAAUAAAUGGUCUGGUAGAAUCCUGGGUAUCACUGAAGAGAGUUCAGGCUUUUGUUUCUGUAAAAGAUCUCGACUUGGACAGCUACUAUAGUAACGAUACAAAUAUAUACAAUCCAGAGGAAGUGGUCAAGGUCAGGGAUGGAGUUUUUUCAUGGACUGAAUCAUCCAAUGAAAACCCUGGAACACUGAUGCUGAGGAAUCUUAACUUCAUUAUUGAAGAGGAACAGUUUGUAGGAAUUGUGGGUAAAGUAGGUUCUGGUAAAAGUUCAAUAUUUAGUGCAAUCCUGGCAGAAAUGUCACAUGUCAGUGGAUAUAUACAUGUAGAAAAUUUAGAUAGUAUUGCCUUGGUGACACAGGAACCAUGGAUACAACAUGCUACUAUUAGGGAUAACAUAUUAUUUGGCCAGGAGUUUGAUCACCAAAAGUAUGAAGCUGUUAUUGAUGCUGUAGCCUUACAUGAUGACCUUAAGAUAUUACCAGCUUCAGAUAGGACAGAAGUAGGGGAGAAUGGAGUAACUUUAAGUGGUGGACAGAAAGCUAGACUGUCAUUGGCCAGAGCUUUGUAUCAGGACAAAUCUGUUUACUUACUGGAUGACCCACUAGCUGCGGUUGAUGCACAUGUUGCUAAGCAUUUGUAUACAAAAUGCAUUAUGGGAUUGCUAAAGAAUAAGACCAGAAUACUUUGCACCCAUCAUACCAAAUACCUAAGCAAUGCAGAUGUUGUCAUGGAGAUCAGGGAUGGUACUGUAGUCCAAAUUGGAACUCCAUCUGAGGUUCUUGGUACUGUUGAGCUUCAGGAUGAAGAGGAAUCCACCAAGACAGGGAAUCAGGAUGUAGAAGAAACUGAGGUAGAGGAUUCUGGUUUGGUUCAGGAAGAAGAACAAGAACAGGGCGUGGUCAGAUUACUGGUAUACAAAUCCUACUGGUUUGCUGUUGGUACCUGCCUAGCUCCUCUGGUAUUGAUAGCAUUGUUUCUUAUGCAAGCAUCCAGAAAUAUAAAUGAUUGGUGGUUGUCCUACUGGGUUACACAUUCCCAUAGUCAAGAUAAUCCUGUAGAUGAAGUAUACCGUGGAUUUGGAUCUUUGCAUGGCAGUUGGAAGAAUUUGACACAAGCAGAAGAUAACUUGCGUUUCUACCUGACUGUAUAUGGAUGUCUGGCUGCUGGUAAUUCUUUAUUUACAUUGAUGAGGGCAUUCUUGUUUGCCUAUGGUGGGAUUUGUGCAGCUAGAAUCAUGCAUAUAAAAAUACUCGAUUCAAUUUUGAAGGCUCCUAUUUCUUUCUUCCAAACAACACCAAUUGGACGAAUUAUCAACAGAUUUUCAUCUGAUUUAUACUGCAUUGACGAUUCUUUGCCAUUCAUACUGAACAUUUUCCUGGCAAAUAUCUAUGGAAUUGUGGGUACGAUAGCUGUCCAGUGUUAUGGGUUACCAUGGUUUGCUAUUCUACUGGUUCCUUUGGGACUUAUCUAUCUGAAACUUCAGCAAUAUUACAGACAUACAUCAAGAGAGCUGAAGAGAAUUGCCAGUGUCACUUUGUCACCGAUAUAUGCUCACUUCUCAGAAACUAUCACUGGAUUAGUGACAAUCAGAGCUUUUAGAGCCACAGAAAGAUUUAGAAAAGAGAAUUUAAUUCGACUAGACAUUAACCAGAGAGCCCAGUUUGCUGGUCAAGCUGCUUCUAGUUGGUUAAACUUUCAUUUACAAAUGGUUGGAGUUGUAAUGGUUGGAGGGAUAGCAUUCAUUGCUGUAAUACAACACAACCUAGAUUCUGUCUCACCAGGACUUGUAGGUCUGGCUAUAUCUUACUCCUUAUCUGUAACCAAUCUGUUGUGUGGAGGUGUGAACUUUUUCACAGAGACAGAAAAACAGAUGGUCAGCAUAGAAAGAACACAGCAUUAUAUAGACAACAUUCCUGCAGAACAAAUUGAGGGGUCUUUAAUUGUAUCACCAGUGUGGCCAACAGCCGGAAUAAUCUGCUUCAAAAAUGUGUUCAUGAGGUACCGUGAAGGAUUACAAGAUGCUUUGCAUGAUGUUACAUUCCAGACACAUCCAGGGGAGAAGAUCGGCAUUGUGGGAAGGACUGGAUCUGGAAAAUCCAGUCUAUUUUUAGUAUUGUUUAGAAUUGUAGAAAUACAAAGAGGAAGUAUUACUCUGGAUAAUACAAAUCUAAAAAACAUAGAUCUCAAAGAUAUUAGGUCAAGAUUAGCCAUUAUUCCACAAGAUCCAUUUUUGUUCAGUGGAACUGUGAGGGAAAAUCUUGAUCCAACAUCAUCUCAUAUAGAUUCAGAUCUGAAUAACGUUUUAGAAAGAUGUCAUCUGAAGGCACCUGUAGAUAGACUCGGUGGUCUGGAGGCUGAUGUAGGAGAACGUGGCAGAAAUUUCUCUGUAGGACAAAGGCAACUUGUCUGUUUAGCAAGGGCAUUAUUAACUCGGGCAAAGGUUUUGUGUAUAGACGAAGCCACUGCCAGUAUUGACUUUGAAACAGAUCAGCUAAUUCAAGAAACAAUAAAACAAGAAUUCCAUGACAGUACUGUGCUGACUAUAGCACAUAGAAUCGACACUAUACUGAACAGUGAUCGUGUGUUAGUGAUGAGUGAAGGCAGUGUGGCUGAGUUCGAUCAACCAAAUAUUUUAUUACAAAAAUCUGAAUCUCUUUUCUUCAAACUAGUCCAUAAAUAAAUUAUGUCUCUUUCUA